Cuscuta epithymum is the source of this 2380-nucleotide messenger RNA. Lineage: Eukaryota; Viridiplantae; Streptophyta; Magnoliopsida; Solanales; Convolvulaceae. The record is from the annotation of a GenBank genome assembly.
AAAUGCCCCACGUGAGCCGUACGGUGGCUGUUCGGUAUACGAACUCUUCCCCUGCAUCGGCCGACAUGUGUCUCCGUUUGGACGUGCUCUGACAGAAUCCUAACCGCGGAUCUGGUCAGAGCUCCAGUUAACAAUGGAGAACGCCGAUGUGUUUGGUUCGUCGACGGCGCCUCUGACUUGGCACGACUUCCUCGAGCGAAUGCGCCAGCCUUCGGCUGCCGAGUUCGUCAAAGCCAUAAAAAGUUUCAUAGUAUCAUUUUCAAACAAUGCUCCAGAUCCAGACAAGGAUAGUGCAACAGUGCAGGAGUUUCUUGGGAACAUGGAAGCUGCUUUCCGGGCACAUUCACUUUGGGCUGGCUGUUCUGAGGAGGAGCUAGAGAGUGCGGGAGAAGGGUUAGAGAAAUAUGUCAUGACAAAGCUGUAUCUACAUGUUUUUGCCUCACAUCCUGAAGAUGUGAAAGUUGAUGAACAACUUCAUGAAAAGAUGGCUUUGAUUCAACAAUUUAUCCGGCCAGAGAAUUUGGAUAUCAAUCCAGUCUUUCAAAACGAGACAUCAUGGUUGCUUGCUCAGAAGGAGUUGCUGAAAAUCAAUAUGUACAAGGCGCCAAGGGAUAAACUUGUUUGCAUUCUUAACUGUUGCAAGGUUAUCACAAAUCUUUUGCUAAAUGCCUCCAUUUCAGAAAAUGAAAAUCCUCCGGGAGCAGAUGAUUUUCUCCCUGUCCUAAUAUAUGUCACAAUAAAGGCAAACCCUCCCCAGUUGCACUCUAAUUUAGCAUACAUACAACGGUUUAGGCGUGAAACACGUUUAGUGUCAGAGGCAGCCUACUAUUUCACGAACAUACUUUCUGCAGAAUCAUUCAUCAAGAACAUUGAUGCAGUGGCGCUAUCCAUGGAUGAAACUGAAUUUGACAGCAAUAUGAAAUCUGCUCAAGCACUUGUGUAUGGCCUUAUGGCAGACUCAGAUAAUAUACUAGGUCAUAAUAAUCAAAACUCUGGAGAAGAGGCACUCAAACAGGCCAUGAACACUACCAAACGUGAUGCCACUGUUUUGCAGCCUGAGGCAUCUGAAACUAAAUCCAGAAAUGAUGAACAAUAUGCGAAGGAUCAACCUUCAACUGAUAAAAUCCCAUCAAUCUCAGAUCUAGAAAAUAAAGGGGCAGCUAUGAUUAUGAAGGAGGACAACAUGAGCGACUACUUUCAGAUUUUCCCUUAUUUUUUCUCUCAGGCUGGUUUCUUAACCGUCAGUGAUGUUGAAGAACUGCUAAAUAACUACAAGAAACUUGUAUUCAAAUAUGUAUGUCUUUCUAAAGGUUUGAACAUCGCUGCUGCUCCGUCUCCAAUAUUGUUCAAUGAUCAAGAAGGGCAAAGCCAAACCCAGCUGGAAACUGUCAAAAGCCUAGAAAAUGUGUCGACAACAGAACCAAAUGAUGGGGCAUAUAGAGACUGUCGAUUUACAGCAGCCAGUGACAACAUUGAUAUUCCACUUCUUAAUGCAGAAGAUUCUCAAUCCAGGUUGGCAGUAGAGGAAGAUGUUGAAAGUAAAGACGGGGAAAAUGAAUGAUGGGUGGGUGGGGUUGUUGACAUGUAAAAUCAUAUGUAGUCCAAUACCCAGCCUAUAUUAGAACCCGUUUACUAUUUUAUUUGGAGAAUGGGGCAAAUUAACCUUCUCAUAGAAUGAAAGCAAGGGUAACCAAAAGGAGUUUUUCCACUUUUAGUCCUCCGACUAUUAUGACAUUGACACUUUUGGUACUCAAAUUUGAUUUUUCCCAUUUUUAGUCCUCGACUAUUGUGCUUGAGACACCUUUGGUACCCGUCUUUGAAAUUUUCCAUAUUUAGUCCUUCGACUUUCACAAAAGUGACACUUUUGGUCCUUCAGUUAUUAUAAUAGUGAUAUAUUUAGUCCACUUUUGUGCCAAAAUCAUAAUGGAAGGAAAAGUGUCAAUUUGAUAAUAUUCAAGGGACUAAAUGUAGGAAUUUCUGAAGUCGAGGACUAAAAUUGUCUCUAGCACAAUAGUUAGAGACUAAAAAUGGAAAAAUUAAGAGUUGAGUACUAAAAGUGUCACCGACACAAUAGCCGGGGACUGAAAGUGGUAAAAACUCUGGAAAAGAGCAAGUUCCUACUAAUGCCAAAUUACCAUGUCUUUCACGUGUAGUUGCAUGCUUGUUCCUUAGGUUAUGUUUUUUGCUAUGCUUUAUGAUCUAUUAUAGUAUAUCUUCUGUUAAAUACCAACAUCCUUGACUAGGAUGACUUUCGAAUCUGUGACCUCAUCUUUGGGAGUGUCAGAGUAAUCUCAUCGAACCGCAGGGUGUUUGACGUUCCUUAUAUUAUGUUAAUUAGUAGUUUUUGGUUCAUGGAAUAUAUGUGGGGGUGUAGGCGUAA